Closterium sp. Naga37s-1 is the source of this 1467-nucleotide messenger RNA. The record is from the annotation of a GenBank genome assembly. Lineage: Eukaryota; Viridiplantae; Streptophyta; Zygnematophyceae; Desmidiales; Closteriaceae.
AUGGCUGCUACAAUCGACUCCCCCACCGCGGAGCAUACACCACUAGCCUCCGUCUCCACCUCCGCCUCCGCCGAUUCCGCCUCCCGCCGCCGCUCCCCCUCCCCGUGCGCCGCGACCUGGUCGCUCCCUUUCCGCCACGCGGCUUCCGCUUCCCCCUCCGCCACGCUCCUCGUCCUCCCCGAUGGCUCGGCGCGCCUGUACACGGAGGAGCUGACAGUCGCACAACUCGCCUGCGACUUCCCCGACGUCGUCGUCAGCUGCUCUGCGAUCGUCGCUGGCGACACUCGCGCACGAGCGCAGCUGGCAGCACACGGGGCAAGCGGAGGAGGAGGCACAGCAGCAGGAAGUGUGGGCGGCAGCACUGCACUCGACCGGCCUGUGGGAGCGUGCCACGUGGCAGUGCCAGCUGGCAGAGCUCUGAGGCGGUGCUUUUCGCACACGGAGAUGCGGGUGGGAGAUGGGCGGGUGGUCUGGUGGGGCGGGGAAGCGGAGCAGGCGGAAAGGCAGGGGGAGGCGGAGGCGGAAGAUGGGGCAGAGCUUAAAAAAAACGGCAAGACCAGGAUAGACAAUAUCCGAGAGCUAGAAUCGGAUGAUUUAGGCAGUGGUGGCGUGGUUAACGGUGGUGACUCUCCCUCCCUCCUCUCUCUCACCGACACUCCUGCCAGCAAAUCCGCCGAAGCACCCACUACAGUCACAUCUGCUACAGGAACGUGUGAUGUGCACGCACCUGUUACAGUUUCUUCCCGCCCCGGCCACAACCGUCGUCGCACCAUGGAUAUAUGCCUGCCUCUGCCGUCCCUCUCCCCUGCUACAGUCCCUGCUACAGUAUCUGCCCGAAGAGGAUCUUUUUCAGCUGCCCAGUCACCGAAAAGUAUUCCUUCGGGCAGUGCAGGAAGCAGAGGAGGGGCUGCGUCUGCUGCUUUCUCUCCAUCCCCUUUAAGAGCCAACUCGGAAUCCCCCAUCCCAAGUGCAAGCUCCGUUUCCUCGUUUAACUCUUCCUUCAAUUCAUCAUUCUCCCACUCCUCCUCCUCCUCCUCCCCUGCCUCUUCCACCUCCUCUCCUUCCUCCUGCUUCUCCUCCCACUCACCCUCCCUCCCAUCCCCUUCUCACACACCCAGUCCCCACCUCCCCCAGAAACAACCCACUCCCAGCCUGCUCUCCCCAAGCCAGCUCCUACCUCCCCUGGCACACCCCUCCCCCAGUUGCGCCUCCCCCACAUCGCACCUGGAAACAGCCAGGCCCAUCUCACCCCACUGCACCCAAUCGCUCCUCUGCAGCCACUCACCCCACUCCACCGCAUCCAACUCCUCCCAUCUGCCUCCUCUGCCAUCACCUUCCGGCCUGCCAGGACUGUCAGCCCUGCAGGGGCAUGUGGGCAGGGCCCCUGUGUCUCCUCACUCCCUCUCCAAGGGAACGGGGAAGGUGGUGAGGGUGUCACGAUUUCAGAGGCAGGAGGGGGAGGGAUAA